AUGGGAAGUAGAGGUCAAAAGCGUCCAGAAAUGGUAGAUGAACUGCCUGCUGAUAAGAGGGCGUGCAGUUCGUUUGAUUUUAGACCUAGUUCUUCAACUGCCUCGGUUCAAACCGAUAUAAAUUCAACACACUCGGAGGUGGAGCCCCAUGAUAAUGAUAUGGAUACUUCCUCGUCUGCUUCGGCUUCAAGCCGAUCAGAAGGUGAGCCAGAGAAGGAUUCAGCUUAUGGAUCAUGUGAUUCAGAUGACGUGGAACACUAUCAUAGCAGUCUCCAUGAAUAUCAUAGACGGAGAUUAUCUAGUGAUCAUGGAAAAUUUAAGAACAUUAUAUCAAGCUUGAGUGGACAGACUGAACCUUCUGGUCAGUUGGCUGUACUUACCGAGCUCUGUGAAGUUUUGUCGUUUUGUACAGAGGGUUCACUCUCCGGCAUGACUUCAGACUUGUUAUCACCACUACUUGUAAAGCUGGCGAAGCAUGAAAGUAACCCGGAUAUAAUGUUGUUUUCUAUAAGGGCUAUUACUUAUAUAUGUGAUUUGUAUCCUCGGUCAGCUGGUUUUCUUGUUCGUCAUGAUGCUGUUUCUGCUUUAUGUCAAAGAUUACUGACGAUCGAGUAUCAAGAUGUAGCUGAACAGUGUCUUCAAGCAUUGGAGAAAAUAUCGCGAGAACAACCACUUGCUUGCUUACAGGCCGGAGCAAUUAUGGCUGUUUUAAAUUAUAUUGAUUUCUUCUCAACAAGCAUACAGAGAGUUGCUCUUUCUACUGUGGUGAACAUAUGCAAGAAGCUUCCUUCAGAAAGCCCCACACCUUUCAUGGAGGCCGUGCCAAUAUUAUGCAAUCUUCUUCUAUAUGAGGAUCGACAGCUUGUUGAAAACGUUGCUACCUGCUUAAUCAAAAUUGUUGAUCGAGUUUCUCCUUCCUCAGAAAUGUUGGAUGAGCUUUGUAAGCAUGGAUUGAUUCAACAGGUCACACAUCUUUUAAGUAUAAAUGGCCGAGCGAGCCUAUCCCAAUUAAUUUAUAAUGGAUUGAUAGGAUUACUUGUCAAACUUUCAUCGGGAUCAGUCGUAGCCUUCAGGACUUUAUAUGAGCUAAAUAUAAGCAGCAUAUUGAGAGAGAUAUUAUCUGCAUUUGACCUUUCACAUGGUGUAUCAACGUCACAACUUAUUGGUGGACACUGUAAUCGGGUAUAUGAAGUACUCAAAUUGCUGAAUGAACUUCUCCCUGGCCUGGAUAAAGAUCAGAGCAAUCAACUAGCAUUGGACAAAGAAUCCUUCCUAGCUAAUCAUCCAGAUCUCCUGCAGAAGCUUGGGAUGGAUGUGUUUCCCAUGCUAAUCCAGGUGUUUAAUUCUGGUGCAAGUUUAUAUGUUUGCCAUGGAUGCCUAUUCAUCAUGUACAAGUUUGUUUGUUUGACCAAAUCUGACAUGCUUGUGGAGCUGCUUAGGAAUGCCAGUAUUUCAAGUUUUUUGGCUGGAGUAUUCACUCGGAAGGAUCAUCAUAUGCUAUUGUUAGCCUUACAGAUUGCUGAGAUAAUCCUUCAAAAUUUUUCUGAUAUUUUCUUACAGUUAUUUAUAAAGGAGGGUGUCUUUUUUGCCAUUGAGGCGCUCUUAAAACCAGAAAGAUCAUCACAAUUUGUAUACCCAGUAUUUAGCGGCAUUCAGAUGUCGUUAGACUCUGGUCAAAGGUCUUCUUCUAAAGAGGUUCUCAAGUGCCUAUGUUACACAUUUUCAUCUGCCCAAUCUCCUACAUCAUCAGAAGCCAGAAAGUGCAAACUCGACAAAGACUCUGUUCAUAAUCUGGCAGAGCAUAUUAAAGCAAAAUACCUAGCACCAGAAUUAUAUGAUUCUGAGAAAGGAUUGACUGAUAUUUUGAAGAAUCUCAGAGCACUGUCUAAUGAUUUGUUGAGCAUGUCUACUGAUGAAGGUGCUAUUGCUGUGCAUGAAGAGAAAAUCAAUAAUGUACUAGAUCAAAUUAUGGACAAGCUUAUUGGCAAGGAAGAAGUUUCUACUUUUGAAUUUAUUGAGAGUGGAGUUGCAAAAGCACUUGUUAAUUAUUUAUCUCUUGGCCAUUAUAUGGGGGAAAACAAGAGGGUGCAUGGUGUUUGUGGUCAUAAUGCUGUCAUAGAAAAACGAUUUGAGGCUUUUGCUAGUGUAUGCUUACGUACUUUUCAGCCUCUAUCCAGCGAUACACCCCUUUCUGUAUUAAUCAGGAAUCUGCUGUGUGCGCUGACUUCAUUGGAAGCUUUCCCUAUUGUUCUGAGCAAUGUACAAAAAAUGAGAAAUUCAUUUGCUACUGUUCCUAAUGGAUGCUGUAUUCCUUAUCCUUGUCUGAAAGUCCGGUUUGUCAAGGGGGAGAAUGAAACUUACUUGAGUGAAUGUUCUGAGGAUUUUUUUACUGUCGACCCUUUUUCAUCUUUGCACUCCAUUGAAAGAUAUCUGUGGCAAAAGGUCAGCAAGAAAAAUGAAGAGCAUGAAAGCUUACCGUCCAGUCAAGUAGUGUUGCAACCAGGAAGUCCACCGCUUCAACUGCCAUCAAAUACAAGUUCCUGCCUUGAUGAAAUUCAAGCAGUCAAUUUGAAUGCUGGGGAGUCCUCUUCUGGAAUUCAGGUUGCGGAAGAAGAAAUGCAUUUUGUUGCAGAACCAGACUCAAAACUAGAAAAAGAGCAUCUUUCAUCUUGUAGCAACAAAGCUGCUCGCAAACUGAUUUUUUACCUUGAAGGACAACCUCUAGAUCAUAAAUUGACACUAUAUCAGACAAUUCUUCGCCAAAUAAUAAAACAAAAUGAUAGUGGAAUUGGUGCAAAACUAUGGAGUCAUGUGCAUACGUUAACAUAUAAAACAGAUUUGAAACCUGAGGAUAUAAUGCCUUUGGAUUGUCAUUCUUCAGUUCAAGAUUUCUCUCAUGAUAAAGCUUUAGCAUUUUAUCAGCAUAAACCUUUUUUAUCAGACAUGUUCUAUUGUGAACUUGUUUCUGAUUUGGAGAAGUCAAAUCCAACUUAUGAUAUUCUUUUUCUUCUUAAAAGCUUGGAAGGCAUGAACAGAUUUAUAUUUCAUCUUAUGUCACGCGAAAGAAUUUGUGCUUUUGCCGAAGGUAAAGUUGAUAAUCUGGAUAGUCUAAAAAUAACAGUUCCUACUGUCCAACUAAAUGAGUUUGUGAGCAGUAAGUUGACAGAGAAGCUGGAGCAACAAAUGAGGGACUCUUUGGCAGUCUGCAUUGGCAGUAUGCCUUUGUGGUGUAAUCAGCUAAUGACUUCUUGUCCUUUCCUAUUCAGUUUUGAAGCAAGAUGCAAAUACUUCAAACUGGCAGCAUUUGGUCAGCCACGACUACCAUCUCACAUAUCUUACCAUAACUCUGAAACUCUAAGCGACAGGCGACUGGGCCAUGGUGUAUUGCCUCGAAAGAAGUUCUUAGUUUACCGCGACCGAAUCUUGGAGUCUGCUGCACAAAUGAUGAAACUACAUGCCAGUCAUAAAGUGGUUCUUGAAGUGGAAUAUGAUGAAGAAGUGGGAACUGGUCUUGGACCAACUUUGGAAUUUUAUACCUUGGUGUGUCAGGAGUUGCAAAAGUCUGGUUCAGGCAUGUGGAGAGAGGAUGCUUCUUCACAUACCCUCAAGACAAGUUUGCAUGCUGAGGAAACAGGAAUUUAUUCUUUGUAUGGACUAUUUCCUCGCCCAUGGUUGUCAACGCAAGAUGCAUCUGGUGGCAUACAGUUCUCUGAAGUAACAAAGAAAUUUGUCCUUUUAGGUCAAGUUGUAGCUAAAGCACUUCAAGAUGGAAGGGUCUUAGAUCUCCACUUUUCAAAAGCUUUCUAUAAACUUAUUCUUGGAAAGGAACUUUAUGUCUACGACAUACAAUCACUUGAUCCUGAGCUUGGUAGGGUGCUGCAUGAGUUUCAAGCUCUAGUUAACAGGAAAAAAAAUUUGGAAUCGGUCUAUGGAGGGAAUUCUGAGUUGGAACAAGGACUAAGCUUUCGAGAUUCCAGAAUUGAGGAUCUUUGUCUUGAUUUUACUCUUCCCGGGUAUCCUGAUAUAGUUCUUGCUUCAGGGUCUGAUCACACCAUGGUAAAUAUGAGAAACCUGGAGGGUUAUGUUUCACUUAUUGUGGAUGCAACCGUGAAGUCUGGAAUUUCAAGACAAGUGGAAGCUUUUAAAUCCGGCUUUAACCAGGUUUUUCCCAUUGAGCAUCUUCAGAUUUUCUAUGAAGAAGAGCUUGACCGUAUACUCUGUGGAGAGGAUGAUUCUUGGGCUAUCAAUGAGCUGUCGGAUCAUAUUAAGUUCGAUCAUGGUUACACUGCUAGCAGUCCUCCCAUUGUUAAUUUGUUGGAAAUUAUUCGAGAGUUUGACCAUGGCCAGCGACGAGCAUUUCUCCAGUUUGUGACCGGUACACCCCGGCUUCCUCCAGGAGGAUUGGCAUCUCUCAAUCCAAAGUUGACUAUUGUCCGAAAGCAUUGUAGCAACCAAGCAGACACAGACCUUCCUAGUGUGAUGACUUGUGCAAAUUACCUUAAGCUACCUCCUUAUUCGUCAAAAGAAAAGAUGAAAGAGAAGCUCUUGUAUGCCAUUACAGAGGGUCAAGGAUCUUUCCACCUUUCAUGA
This is a messenger RNA of Lathyrus sativus (Indian pea), 4590 nucleotides long. Lineage: Eukaryota; Viridiplantae; Streptophyta; Magnoliopsida; Fabales; Fabaceae. The record is from the annotation of a GenBank genome assembly.